Apodemus sylvaticus (European woodmouse) is the source of this 4267-nucleotide messenger RNA. It is a transcript of the gene Csf3r, whose product is annotated as colony stimulating factor 3 receptor. Lineage: Eukaryota; Metazoa; Chordata; Mammalia; Rodentia; Muridae. Gene Ontology annotation, biological process: cytokine-mediated signaling pathway; immunoglobulin mediated immune response. The transcript is spliced from 16 exons. Gene Ontology annotation, molecular function: cytokine receptor activity; protein binding. Bases 1229 to 3838 code for a protein of 869 amino acids. The record is from RefSeq and is a predicted model, not a curated record. Gene Ontology annotation, cellular component: external side of plasma membrane; membrane.
UCAGCCGCUUGACCUGCUUCUCCUCAGCAAGAACGGCUGUUUCAGAGUCUCUGGGCCUCUAUUUCCUCUCCCGGUUCCCUUCCCCUCUUAACAGUUGAUGCAAGACUUGGCCUGCCAGGCCUCUGCCUCUCUAGAUCCACUGAGCUAGCGUCCUCGGUCUGCCUCUCCACUUCUCUCUGCAUCUCUCCAGCCUGGUCAUUCUUAUUUUGUUUUGGUUUGGUUUUUGGUUUUUCAAGACAGGGUUUCUCUCUGCAUCUCUCCAGCCUCGUUGUUGUUGUUGUUGUUGUUGUUGUUGUUUUGUUGGUGUUGUUGAGGUAUGUAGCUCUCAUGAAGACGAAGCUCAUCGCCAUGUAGGCAGAUGCUUCACAAAUGCUGGCCUGCAGGGCUACACCACCAUGCCUGAUAAUGUGGUACAGGGGAUCGAGCCUCGGCCUCUGUGCCUGCUAGACAAGCACGCUGACAGCUGAGCUCUAGCCCCAGCCCCAGUUGCUUUACAUUUCUGAGAUAAGUUUCACCAAGUUGCCCUAAACAGAUUAGAUUUUCUUCUAGCACAGGCUGACCUUGAACUUGUAAUACACUUGCCUCCACUUCCAGGGUAACUGCUCUCAGACCCAUGCCACUGGGCCGGGCUCUGCCUCAGUCUGUCUCUAUUUUUCUCUUUCCCCCAGUCCAUCUAUCCACCCAUCUAUCGACCCAUUGGUCCUUUAUCUCUGCCACACCUGGGGAGCUCUCUCUCCCUUAGUUUAUCCCCAAUGUUCCCUUCCUCCCUCUCUUCCCACAGACAGAAUUUCAAAAGAGCAGGACAGGAGAGGGGAGCCCAGGGGGGAAGGCUGGCAAGGAUGAGCGAAAGGAAAAGACAGAGAGGAUGCUGUGGCAGGCGGGAGUUCCGGCAUCAGCUGUGUCCGUGGGCACGGUGCUCAGAGUGGGCACAGCGAGCAGCUGCAGAGCCCAGCACAUGGCCAGAGUCCAAGAGCCUUGAGCUAGAAGUAGACCUGCACAGUGUAGCACAGACAAGGACAGGGUGGCUGUCCCCGGAGGCUGUCCUGGGACACUAAGUCCUCCUGGUUCCAUUGCCUGAUUUCCUGCCUUUAGGGCUCGCACAGAUAGCCCACUGCUUCUGAGAGCUUGUUCCUCGAGCACCGUGCCAAAGGCUUUCAUCUUAACUGUCUCGCUUCAUCGUUGUAGCAUUGCUGGGACAAGAGUGGUAUUGUUAAGCCCCUUUUCCCAAAUGGAGAAAUUGAGACUCAGAAAGGUGAACCAGGCAGAUAGGCACCAAGCUGGCAAAAUGGUGGGGCUGGGAGCCUGCAGCCUGACUGGAGUUACCCUGAUCGUCUUGCUACUCCCCAGAAGUCUGGAGAGCUGUGGGCACAUCAGGAUCUCACCCCCCAUUGUCCGCCUGGGGGACCCUGUCCUGGCUUCCUGCACUGUCAGACCAAACUGCAGCAAACUGGACCAACAGCCAAAGAUCCUAUGGAGACUGCAAGAUGAACCAGAACAGCCCGGAGACAGACAGCAUCAUCUGCCUGAUGGGUCCCAGGAGUCUCUCAUCACUCUGCCUCACCUGAACUACACCCGGGCCCUCCUCUUCUGCAUAGUGCUCUGGAACAACAGCUUCCAGACCCUGGAUCAAGUUGAGCUUCGUGCAGGCUAUCCCCCUGCCAGCCCCUCCAACCUAUCCUGCCUCAUGUACCUCAGCACCAACAGCCUGGUCUGCCAGUGGGAGCCAGGCCCUGAGACCCACCUGCCCACCAGCUUCAUCCUAAAGAGCUUUAGGAGCCGCGCCGACUGUCAGUACCAGGAGGACACCAUCCUGGACUGUGUGCCAAAGAAGAGGCAGAGCAACUGCUCCAUCGAGCGCAAACACUUGCUCCUGUACCAGAAUAUGGUCAUCUGGGUUCAAGCAGAGAAUAUGCUAGGGUCCAGCCAGUCCCCAAAGCUGUGCCUUGAUCCCAUGGAUGUUGGCAGGGAAAGUCUGACAACCCCACCUUCCGCAGUGAAAUUGGAGCCUCCCCUGCUGCAGGCCCUGGAUGUUGGCCCGGAUGUAGCAUCUCGCCAGCCUGGCUGCCUGUGGCUGAGCUGGAAGCCGUGGAAACCCAGUGAGUUCAUGGAACAGGAGUGCGAACUCCGCAACCAGCCACAGCUCGAAGGAGCCAACUGGACUCUGGUGUCCCACCUGCCUUCCAGACGGGACCAGUUCGAGCUCUGCGGGCUCCAUCAGGCCCCAGUCUACACCCUACAGAUGCGAUGCAUCCGCUCAUCUCUGCCUGGACUCUGGAGCAGCUGGAGCCCUGGCUUGCAGCUGAGGCCCACCAUUAAGGCCCCCACCAUCAGACUGGACACAUGGUGGCAGAAGAAGCAACUGGAUCCAGGGACAGUGAGCAUACAGCUGUUCUGGAAGCCAACACCCCUGCAGGAAGACGGCGGACAGAUCCAGGGCUACCUGCUCUCCUGGAGUUCCUCGGGUCAGCAAGGACAGACCGCACACCUCUGCAAUACCACAGAGCUCAGCUGUAUCUUCCGCCUGCCCUCAGAGGCCCAGAACGUGACACUUGUGGCCUACAACACAGCCGGGACCUCUUCACCCACUCCAGUGGUUUUCCUGGAGAACAGAGGUCCAGCUGUGAGCAGACUCCAUGCCAUGGCCCAAGACCUUGAAAGCAUCUGGGUGGACUGGGAAGCCCCCAGCCUUGCGCCUCAGGGCUAUCUCAUUGAGUGGGGCCUGAAUUCCCGCAGCUACAAUUACAGCCAGAAGUCCUGGAUGAUAGAGCCUGGUGGGAACACCACUGGGAUUCUGUUAGAGGACAACAUACAUCCCUUUCAGCUCUACAGAAUCACAGUGGCUCCCCUAUACCCAGGCACCGUGGGACCCCCUGUAAAUGUCUACACCUACUCUGGAGAGAAAGCCCUUCCUCAUGCUCCAGAGCUACAUCUAAAGCAUGUUGGCAGGACCUGGGCACAACUGGAGUGGGUGCCCGAGACCCCUUGGCUGGGGAUGACACCCCUCACCAACUACACCAUCUUCUGGGCCGAUGCUGGGAACCACUCCUUCUCCGUCACCCUCAACAUCUCCUUCCAUGGCUUUGUCCUGAACCACCUGAAGCCCGCCAGUCUGUAUCAUGUCUACCUCAUGGCCACCAGCCGGGCAGGGUCCACCAACAGUACAGGCCUUACCCUGAUGACCAUGGCCCUUGAUUCAUUUGACAUAAACAUUUUCCUGAGCAUACUUUGCUUCGUACUUUUGUCCAUUACCUGCACAGUUGCCUGGUUCUGCUGCAAGUACAGCAAAAAGACUUUGUUCUGGCCAAAUGUGCCAGACCCAGCCCACAGCAGCCUGAGCUCCUGGGUACCCACCAUCAUGACAGAGGAAACCUUCCAGCUGCCCAGCCUCUGGGACUCCAGCGUGCCGUCAAUCACCAAGAUCACUGAACUGGAGAAAGACAAGAAACCAACCCACUGGGAUCCCAGUGAAAGCUCUGGGACCGGUAGCCUUCCAGCCCUGGUUCAGGCCUACGUGCUCCAAGAUCCAAGAGAAAUUGCCAACCAGUUCCAGCCUCCCUCUGGCACUAGUGACCAGGUCCUCUACGGUCAGGUGCUCGGGAGCCCCACCAGCCCAGGAAUAGUGCGGUACCUUCGCUGUGACUCCACUCAGCCCCUCUUGGGGGGCCCCACACCCAGCCCUAAAUCUUAUGAAAACAUCUGGUUCCAUUCAAGACCCCAGGAGCCCUUUGUGCCCCAACCUCCAAGCCAGGAAGAUGACUGUGUCUUUGGGCCUCCAUUUGAUUUUCCCCUCUUUCAGGGGCUCCAGGUCCAUGGAGUUGAAGAACAAGGGGGUUUCUAGGACUUUGGGGGUUCUUGCAUCUUGGAUGCCCUGGCCUAUUCAGAGGAGAAGAGCACUCCACUGAAAUCUACAGGCCCAGAGAGAAGCAGCAAGGCCCAUUUUGUCUCCAUCUCUGGCCCCUAGCACCUGUCCUUUAACCUCCCCAGGCUAUACCCCCAGGUCACUCUCAUACUCUAAGGUCCAGAUAGAUACUGCUAGUCAGUCACCUUUCGUCUUUCAUAUAAUUUCAGUCCAUUAAACUGAUUGUAGGUUUUGAGUUGGGGCUGGCAUUUUCAGAAAUUCUGGAUGGACAUGGUGGUACAUGCCCAGCAUCCCAACAUCUGGGAGGAAGAUGCAGAAAGAUUGCAAGUUCCAGGCCAUACCGGACUACAUAGGGAGAUCCUGUCUCAAAACUUAAGCAAAAGCUAAAUAAAUAAUAAUUUUUUUUAA